AUGGCCGGAACACCAGAGUUGGUACAGUCCAACGGCAUCUUCCACGGCUUGCCCGUGUAUCCCGACGAUGCCUCCCACCAAAACCUCACCGCCAUCGUUACAGGCGCCACUGGCAUCUCGGGUUACCAUAUGCUGAAAGUCCUCUGUGCUGCACCCGAGCGAUGGUCAAAGAUAUACACCCUCUCACGGCGACCUCCUCCGGAUUACUUCUACAAGGAGCUGGGUGAAGGCGCAAGCCGCAUCGAACAUGUUGAAGCCGACUUCCUGGCGGGCCCGGAGACAUUGGCCAAGACGAUACAGGCGGUGGUGAAGAAAGUUGAUCACGUCUUCUUCUUCUCCUACAUGCAGCCAGCCAUGAAGGGCGGCGUGCUGGGGAUGUGGUCCGAGGCAGACGAGUUGGCGAGAGUCAAUGGUGAGCUGAUCGCAAACUUUCUCGGAGCAUUGAAGUUGGCGAAUCUAGUCCCGAACCGAUUCCUGCUGCAGACAGGAGCCAAGCACUAUGGCUUCCACAUUGGUCCAGCGACCAACCCAUCAUUCGAGAGUGAUCCCAGGGUCCUCCUCGAGAACAACUUUUACUAUCCUCAAGAAGAUUCCCUGGCCAAGUUCUGCUCGGAGACCGGCGCUCAGUGGAAUGUGGUUAGGCCAUCGUAUAUCAUCGGCGCUGUACGGGACAAUUUCCUCAACCACAUGGUCGGCAUCGGGGUCUAUGCAGCUGUUCAGGCCAAGCUUGGCCGGCCCGUCCAGUUCCCGGGAGAUUACAUCGCAUGGGAUAGGGAGUUCUGUCAGAGCACUGCGAUUAUGAACGCAUAUCUGGAAGAGUGGGCCGUCCUCAACCCCAAAGCCGGCAACGAGGCGUUCAAUGCUCAGGACGGACUUCCUUUCACCUGGGGUCGUCUUUGGCCUUAUCUUGGAAAGUGGUACGGCACAAGCUGGACCCCGCCUGAAGAUGACCCUGCCAAGUACAAGGUUGUCGAAUCUCGAUGGAAGGAAACACCACGAGGCUAUGGCCCAAAGGGAGAGACUAGAAUCUCGUUUAGUCUACACGAAUGGUCCGAAGAUCCGGAGGUACAAAAGGCGUGGAAAGAGCUCUCUGAAGAACAUGGCCUGCUCGUAGACCACUUCAAGGAUGCGGCGCGUCGGGCCCAGGUCUUUGCGAUGAGCGACUCCUCGAUCAUUGGCGGAUGGGCUCUUUCACUCAGUAUGAGAAAGGCUCGAAAGAUGGGCUUCCACGGCAGCGUAGACUCUUACGAGUCUAUGUUUGAUACCCUGAGGGAUCUGGCGAAAUUGAAAGUGGUGCCACCUCUGGCAGUGGCAGAAUACGUUGAGUGA
This is a messenger RNA of Thyridium curvatum, 1329 nucleotides long. RefSeq lists its product as uncharacterized. The transcript has 4 exons. Lineage: Eukaryota; Fungi; Ascomycota; Sordariomycetes; Thyridiales; Thyridiaceae. Bases 1 to 1329 code for a protein of 442 amino acids. The record is from RefSeq and is a predicted model, not a curated record.